AUAAACCAUAUAAAUUGGGCCUUGAAUGUAAAAAACUUUAAGAAAUCACAAAAUAUUUUAAGUGUUCUAUUUCAUAUUGACAGGAUCGCAUGCGAACAGUUGGCAAGAAUAGAAAAUCCAAUGAAAGCUUCGCAGUUGAUGGCUCUUGGUUAAAGAUUGAAGAUUCAUUUUGAUACAACCUUUGCGUUUUGAGGCAGUAUGUGCAACAAUGUGGCUCAACAUCAGUCGUCAUCAGUGCAAGUUUUUUGCGGUGAGGCACUUUUCCAGAGUGUCUCCCCCACCACCUAAUUGUGGCGAAACUGUUCUUCGAGUUUCUAACAACAUAACUCAUCUGGGUUGCCCUAAAGCUGGUCACAAGCCUCGACAGCUCUUAUCCUUGCCUCCAUUUCCGUCGCACCCUUUGCCUGGAAAGAAUGCAUCUCCUAAUUCCCAUGUCACCGCCAUUAGCUGGUUGAAAUAUUACUUUUCUGAUGUAGACAGUUCUGUGAUCCAGUCACACUUUAACAAGGGCCUUGUGAAGAUGGAGUGUCAUGAGGCCGGAAAGCAAGGACAGGAAAAUAUUGUAAAAAAGAUAAAGCACAAUGAGGUCAUGACGAAGGGUUCUAAAAUUUACGUGCCAGUAUCUGUUGCUGAAUCUAAAAUCUCCAAGAGAUUUGAUACCAUACCAAGUGCAUCUCUUUGUCCAAAUGCAGAUGAGAUACAGUAUUUGCAAAGACUUGUCAUGUACAAGGACUCUGCUCUACUUGUUCUCAACAAGCCACCAAAGGUGCCGCUAAAGGGGAAUAUGGCUGUUCAUAACAGUAUGGAUGCCCUGGCAGCUGCAGCAUUAUGUUAUGAUUACGAUGAGAGUCCCAAGUUGGUUCAUCGUCUUGAUAAAGAAAGCAGUGGGAUUAUUCUGAUGGGCAGAUCAAAAGAGAGCAUCUCUCAUCUUCAUUGGUUGUUCAGUGACAUCAAUAGGACAAAGUCUUCACGUAAGGCAUGGAAUGAUACAUGUGAAGAUACUUACCAAAGGUAUUGGGCGCUUGUCAUAGGAACCCCAAAGGAAAAAGAGGGUUUAAUUCGUGCCCCUCUAACAAAGGUUAUGCUUAAUGGUGGGAAAGCAGAAAGAGUAAUGUUGGCUUAUGGUUCUGGUUUAGAAGCUUCGCAGGCGGCUGUCACAGAAUACCGAGUGCUUGGUCCUACAAUAAGUGGUUGUUCAUGGCUUGAGUUACGUCCACUUACAAACCAUAAGCAUCAGCUCCGGGUGCACUGUGCUGAAGCUCUUGGUACGCCGAUCGUGGGUGACUACAAGUAUGGUUGGUUUGUUCACAGUAGAUGGAAGCUAAUGCCAAGGGCUGAUUAUGAGCCAGUAAGUGGAGAACCAUACAAGAUGAGAAGGCCCGCAGGGCUGGACGUUCAAAAAGGAAGCGUAUUAUCUAAAGUUCCAUUGCUGCAUUUGCAUUGUAGAGAGCUUGUAAUUCCUAAUGUAGCUAAACAUCUUGAGGUCCAGAAGACAACAAACUAUAAAAGCAAGUUAAAGCCAAAUGUGCUUAGAUUUGUGGCAUCAAUGCCUUCACACAUGAAGAUUAGUUGGAAUCUAAUGUCAUCUUAUUUGGUUUGACUAUUUCUUUUGCUUUUA
Messenger RNA from Erigeron canadensis, 1618 nucleotides. RefSeq names its product RNA pseudouridine synthase 3, mitochondrial-like. Lineage: Eukaryota; Viridiplantae; Streptophyta; Magnoliopsida; Asterales; Asteraceae. The record is from RefSeq and is a predicted model, not a curated record. The coding region runs from base 209 to 1600 and encodes 463 amino acids. Gene Ontology annotation, biological process: pseudouridine synthesis. Gene Ontology annotation, molecular function: RNA binding; pseudouridine synthase activity. The transcript is spliced from 11 exons.